AUGGCAGACAAAUCAGCGGAUAAGGACAAGUCUAAGGUCCACAAGCUUUCGUUGAAGGGCAGCGCGAAAUUGGUCACAGAAUUCUUCCAAUACUCAAUCCACACAAUUCUCUUUCAACGAGGAGUAUACCCGGCCGAAGACUUCACCACCGUCAAAAAAUAUGGUCUCAACAUGCUGGUCUCGUCCGACGAUCAGGUCAAAGCCUACAUCAAGAAGAUCAUGAGCCAGCUGGACAAGUGGAUGCAGCACAGCAAGAUCAGCAAGCUGGUCAUAGUGAUCACAGACAAGGACACGGGUGAACAUAUCGAGAGGUGGCAGUUCGAUGUGCAAAUCUUCAAUACAAAGAAGUCCAAGUCCAAGUCCAACCCCGCUGACGAGAACGCCAUAUCAACGUCCGCAUCGAAAGCAGCGACGACUGAGACACCCAAAACCGAAGCAGAGAUCCAAGCCGAGAUUGCUGCACUUUUCCGCCAAAUCACAGCCUCGGUGACGUUCCUACCCCAAUUACAAGGAGACUGCACGUUUAAUGUCCUGGUGUACGCGGAUGCAGACAGCGAUGUACCGGUCGAAUGGGGCGACUCCGAUGCCAAGGAGAUCGUCAAUGGCGAGCGGGUGCAGCUGCGUGGCUUCAGCACCAGCAGUCAUCGUGUGGAGACGCUAGUUAGCUAUCGGUUGGGGGAAUGA
This is a messenger RNA of Pseudomassariella vexata, 684 nucleotides long. Its product is annotated as DNA-binding protein. Gene Ontology annotation, biological process: mitotic spindle assembly checkpoint signaling. The transcript is spliced from 4 exons. Lineage: Eukaryota; Fungi; Ascomycota; Sordariomycetes; Amphisphaeriales; Pseudomassariaceae. Bases 1 to 684 code for a protein of 227 amino acids. Gene Ontology annotation, cellular component: kinetochore; nucleoplasm; cytoplasm. The record is from RefSeq and is a predicted model, not a curated record.